GUCGACUUUGUGUUAAUGGAGAGAAGGGAGGGUUUGUUUUCAACUCAACAAAAGAUCAUAAACACAAAUAAAAUGUAAGUGGUAAAUAUAUAUAGUUGUGGUGUACUCUUUUGAAUGAUGUAACAUUUAGUUAGUAGGUUCCAGAAUUGGGUGUGUAAAGAGGCACUCAAUGUUUUGCCCAACAUUGCUAAAGGUUACUCCCAACUGGUUUCAUAUGUUUGCCAACUUUUGACAAACGCCAGAUGACCAAUGCCCAUAACCCACAACUUAAUGUUAAGCAAAGACCUUAAAUAGGGUGAGGAGUCCAACCCUGCAUGCAUUCUUCUGCAAAAGUUAAUUCCUCACAACAUGUGGAAAGUCCCAAGCACGCUCCUGCUAUGCUGCCUCUGGGCUGCUGUGGCUCAGGAUCACAAUGCAGAUGACAGGGAGAGCAUUUGGGAAAACCCGAUCCGGUUCGCUACCAAGCGCACAAAAGACAACUGCUUCAUGAAAGUGACAGGACAACAAGAUCUGACAAUACUACGCAUCGUGUGCCAUGGACAGACACAUUACUGGUGUGAGUAUAAGGGAAAACCUUACGUCUGCCGCAACUACAACAAAAAUCCACGGCAUUAUUUCACCCAGAUCAUGUGGGAUCUCCGCAAGCUGCAGAACGCCUGCCAGGGUCAGAGCGUCAUUAAACCUCUGAUGUGCAAGAGAGCAUCUGAUGAGGCCCAGAUGGUCUUCGCAACCUCUUCCUCAUCUGAUGCCGUGCCAAUGGACAGGCCUCUCAGACCAACCUUUGGUAGACCCAAGCAGAUGAAAGCACAACAGAGAGGUCCAGAUCAAAGAGCAAAGCCUGCGAAACCACAGCUCCAAGCAUCCAGAACUAAGGGCACAAAUCAAGUCAAACCAUUUCAAUACAGAACGCAAAUGAUGACACCCACGCCAACUCUGCCAAUGCCAACCGAUCCAGUACCCCUGAGUGAAGCUCAGAAACUUGCCCAGUACUACUGCUGGCGCUCCUUUCAGCGUGUUUGUUCCUACUUCAUAGGGUGGUUCAAAAACUAAAAGACAACAGACCCCACUGAAGUGUCUGGUGUAAAGCAAAUGUAAAGGGCUGGAUGGAUGAAGACAAACUAUGUGUGUCUCUAUGAAUUCAGGGUAAUUCAAUAUAACAUGACAUUAUGUUGCACCUAAAUUGUAUAUUUGUGUAAAAAAAUAAAUUGUAUUAUUAGUAUUUCCUAAUAUAUGCUAUGUGUUUAUAAUUGCUGAAUUGUUACAGUUUGGAACAGUAUUUUGAAAACAAUGGGGUUAUAUUUGUUAACAUUAGAAAAUGAAUUAAUUAGCACAAACUAACAAUAAACAAUAUUUCUAUAGCAUUUAUUAACUUUGUUCUUAUCAAUUUAUAUAUAUAUAUAUAUCCUUAAAUAAUAU
Molecule: messenger RNA, 1416 nt
Organism: Paramisgurnus dabryanus
Lineage: Eukaryota; Metazoa; Chordata; Actinopteri; Cypriniformes; Cobitidae
Gene: fgfbp2a
Product: fibroblast growth factor binding protein 2a
Biological process (GO): cell-cell signaling
Molecular function (GO): growth factor binding
Source: RefSeq, a predicted model, not a curated record